Lynx canadensis (Canada lynx) is the source of this 4444-nucleotide messenger RNA. RefSeq names its product mitochondrial ribosomal protein L17 (gene MRPL17). NCBI's taxonomy places the organism in Eukaryota, Metazoa, Chordata, Mammalia, Carnivora, Felidae. Gene Ontology annotation, molecular function: structural constituent of ribosome. The transcript is spliced from 3 exons. Gene Ontology annotation, cellular component: mitochondrial large ribosomal subunit; ribosome. Gene Ontology annotation, biological process: translation. Bases 80 to 598 code for a protein of 172 amino acids. The record is from RefSeq and is a predicted model, not a curated record.
UCUCAAACCCGUCUCUCCGCAGCUUCUCUCUUCGAAUUUCCAGUUCCGGCCUCCCAAGGGCGGAGACAAGCUAGGAAUUAUGCGGCUAUCGGUCGCAGCCGCCGUCUCCCAUGGCCGCGUAUUCCGCCGACUGGGCCUUGGUCCGGAGUCCCGCAUCCACCUGUUGCGGAACUUGCUUACGGGACUUGUGCGACACGAACGCAUCGAGGCGCCAUGGGCGCGCGUGGACGAGAUGAGGGGCUACGCCGAGAAGCUCAUCGACUAUGGGAAGCUGGGAGAUACCAACGAACAAGCCAUGCGCAUGGCUGACUUCUGGCUCACGGAGAAAGACUUGAUCCCCAAGCUGUUUCAAGUACUGGCCCCUCGGUACCAAGGUCAGAAUGGGGGCUACACGAGAAUGCUGCAGAUCCCAAAUCGGAGUAAGCAGGAUCGGGCCAAGAUGGCAGUGAUCGAGUAUAAAGGGAACUGCCUCCCACCCCUGCCCCUGCCUCGCAGAGACAGCAACCUUACACUUCUAAACCAGCUGCUUCAGGGCUUGCGGCAGGACCAGAAAGCAAGCGUCCACAGCUCCCACACAGCUCAAACACCAGGGAUUUAACUGGAGCCAAAGGGUGUAUAGCACCCUCAUCAGUGCCCAUGCUCACAGUAAUCUCUAAGAAAAACUGGAGCUAGAGUCAUUAACGGACAGUCUUCAUGGAAAAGUUUCUGGGGAACCAGAUAAAUCAUCUCUUUGCACAGUAGAUAAAAUUCAUCAUAUGAAUGUAUGUAUGUAUGUAUAUAUUUUUUUUCCUCUCCUUGGGAUUUCUGGAGAAUGAGAACUAUCCAAAUGCUCAGUCUCCUUGGGUUAGUGAAUUCACUGCUUAUGUUUCUGGCUCUUCAUUUGGGUUGUUUGGUUAGCACAGUUUUGUUUUUCCUAAUGCCAGUUUAUAUGGGGCACGUAUCCUAUAAUUCCAAACUGGCCUCCAAAGGUGAAUGAGUUUUGACAUCUAGCAUAGAGAUUGAGCCCCUAGGAUUUCUUAGAGAAAGAUUACUCCCUGACAGGGACCUAGAAUUGAACACCUAGAAUUGAACCUUCCAUAAUAAUCUGAUACUUUGGGAAACUUCAAGAAACACUACAACUAUUCCUCUGUUUCUAGGCAGGAUCACAUAUUACCCCCAUGUGUUCCCCUCAGCCCUGAAUAGACCUUAGAGGACAGGACCUGAGAACUCGGAUGUACUACCGUCCUGGCCAGCGUCAGUGGAAGCAUUCAGUAAAGGAUAAGCCCCUUCCUCUUGGAGUUGGGGGUGGGGGAAUAAAGGAGAUGGUUGAAGUAGGAGAAGGAUUAGGAAGUUAAAUGUGCUGGGAAUUUCCUGGAAGCUUUUAUUGUUGUCAAAUCUGGGCUUCUCUGGGAAUUCAGAGAAGGGAAAUCCGGCUUCCGAAUGGCCACGGCAUAGGAGAAGUGGGAAGCUCCUUUAUAUCCACUAAUUAUUGUGAACCCAGACUUAGCCCAGCCAGGCUCCCCAUUCCUCAGGCUCAAAGGUUUGACCAGGGUAGUAGUCAUGGGAAGACUUGUAACUAUCAUUCCUGCCUGAAACACUUGACAGCAAGGCCUGACAAUUCCUGUUUCUCUAGCACAGUGAAAAGAAGAAAUUUUAUCUUAGGCUGGACCUUCAGAGUGUAAUUGGCUUGCUGAACCUAACCAUUGUCAGAAAAUAAGGUGAGGGUCGAAGGGGUCACUGAUCUAGUGACAGAGCUCUAGGCUAUGUCACUGCAGCCGCUCUAGGCUUAAAAUUCAUCUGCUCCCAACAGGGUUCUUCCAUCUCUUUCCCACUAAUUUGUCCUUCACACUAUUGCCAGAAAGCUCUUUCUGACAUGUUUUUAGUGGCAUAUCAUAGAUACACAAAGCCUUUUUUCAAUAAACCUACAAUUCUGAAUGCUUCCCCCAAAUUCACCCCCUUCCUAUCCUCUUGGCAUGAACAUUCAUUCACCUCACCUAGAUAUCUUGGAGUAAUCCCCAACUCCUAGAGAAAGUACUUUCUUUAGAAUUAAAACCGCAUCUGUUAAGUAUUAUCACAGGUGGGUUAUGGCUGGACUCUACUAGCUUUUCCUCUCAGUCCCCAGAAACAGACCUCCCCUUGGGGCUUUCAACAGUUCCUGAGCAUCUAAGCAUCUGCUACUAUCUAGCAUCAUUUUAGUCCCUAGGGAUACAAUCUUGAUCAACUGUUUGGUAUAUGUCAGGCCCUAGGCUAGGUACUAAGGAUAUAGAGGUGAGAAGAAACAACCUUUGCCGUCAAGGAACUCACAAUCUGAAGUGCCACUUCUGCUGCCACGAAGGCCUCAGGGACAGUGCAUCUUUAAUAUUUUGGCCCAUAAAAGAAUACAUGAGUCCUAGAACACUUACUAAAGGCUCAGGGAUAACACAAGGGAAAUAAACAACAACACAUCCGUUUUCUAAUCUGGCCUGUAAAUAAUUUUUUUUCACCUCGGUGGAAUAUGCCCUCAAAAUCCAUCUAAGUACCUCUUUAAUAAAUUCCAAACCCUCAAGAGAGGGGCCCAGAUAAACUGGAGUUCCCUCUUUACUUUCACAGGUUCUCUGUCUUGGGCCCCAGUUCUUUAUGGCAAGGUUGACAGCUAUGCCCACUUCUUUCAAAAAAUGACAAGUGUACUCCAGCUUCACCAAACCAGUGACGUAAUGUAGUACAGCCCAGUAUCCAAAGGAGACACUACAAAAGCCAGGCACUGCUUACUUACACAUAUUCUAUAGUCAAAUGAACAAGUCUUGUUGCUUUUAUUUCCAUAAUGUUUCUAAAAUCUGCAGUCAUCUCUCCCUAGUCUGAAAUCUAAGACAUCUCUAGCUCAGAUUACUGCAAAAGCCUCCUUCCUAACUUGCCUCCCUCCACACUGCAGAUGAAGUAAGAGAAAUGUGAUGUUUUAAUUCUCUGAUGAUCUACAGUGCCUCCUCCUUUCCUAUGGGGAAAGAAUCCAGGUUCCUUACCAUGGUCCCCUUGGUGACCAGGCAUCUGUUCACUGCUCCAUUUCCCUCCCUUGCCUCCAAUUUUAUGUUCAGGAAGCAUGGAAGUCCUUAUUUUGACUUUCCCUGUGCAGAGCUCCCCUUAUUACCUUUUGUUCAUGCAGUCUCUACCACCCAGAGAACUCUCCCCCUUUUACCUGCCUAACUUGUACAUGGACUUUUGGCAUUGGGGUGGCUCCUCUGACCAUCCCCACACCUAAGUUCCUUGCUUUGUGAACCUAGGUGUUGCUACAAUAUUUCUGUAAUGCCCUGAAUUUACCACGUUGCACUCUAGUUCCCUACAGCUACAGCAGUUGGUUCCCAAACAUGCAUUAGUCAAAGGUAGUCCUAGUAUUUCCAUUCCCUUGCUGUUAAUGGGCUCAGCGAUGGACAGGCCUAAACUAAUUUGAAGCAGUAAGAAUCCGGUCUCUACUGUGCUUGAUAAGAAUAAGGUAGCAUGUUAUUGUGAGUGCCAUAACUGGCUUUAGUCUGAAGAUAACACGGAAUGGUAGGUCAGAACAACUAAGAGAAACUAUGUAGUAAUAAUCUUUCGUGAUUCUUCCCACUUGCCCUGGGUUUUCUGUUAAUUGCUACCAAAACUAAUCUGAUAUAUUGAUUUGUACCACUGAGCCUUUAGUGUUUCUCAAAAAUGCUUUACUAUGACCCACAGAUCAAAAAAUAUUUUACAUCAGAGUACUAUUCACAUAUAUGUAAUUGAAGCAAAAGCAUCACAAAAUAUUAUUUACCUUCACAAAUAUGAUGCACACUGAUAUUGUCAAGUCUUUUCUUGUUACUUUUUUAAAAUGCUGGUGCCAGUUCACUAAAAUAACUUUUACAACUAACGGUUUAUAACCUGUGUUUUGAAAAACACUGAUCUGAACCAAUAUUACAGUGACUCACCAUUGCCUUUGUUGGAUAAAAUCCAGACUUCUAUCGUGACACAAAGGCAUUCGAUGGCCUGGCCCAGCCGCCUCUCAGCCUCUUCUACCACUAUUUGCUAUCCUUCCUAGGAAAUUGCUUCUGCUCUGAAUAUACCAUACCUUUGUGCACGAGGCUUCUACUAUAGCUUGCCUCCUUUCACGUUACUUCUUACUAAUCAUGUGAUUCUCUCCUCAGAAGUCACUUUUUUGAGGCUACCUCCAAACUUCACACAACCCUCCAAACAGAACUAGGUUCCUCCUUGUGUGAGUUACAGUCUUCUGGGCAUAUGCCUAUCAAAGUGCCUGUCUGCUUCACUGACUCCACUCAGUGGAGCUCCCAAAGCCGGGAACUAGGACUCAAAUCUGCUGGAUAACUCUUCCUACCAUAGGACCUGAUUCAUAAUAUGCUUAUUAAGUGAGGAGGAGUGAGCCAUAUGUUAUCCAUGACAUUCAACUCGAUAGCUGAGCUUGACAAAACCAAUAAACAUGGUACUAUGCAGGCACAGUGCUAAGCUACACUGCUGGAAAUACCAA